ACCGCCAGCACCACCAACAGUCCGUACCGGUUUGUUCGCACGAGUCGUUCAUUGCCGCGCGAUCCAGUGUUAUGUGAGCUGUGCUAAUACGAGACUGUUAACUAAGUAUUUAACCACAUUUAUUUUUCGUGCUUAACGCAACUUUGAGUUUUGUGUUUGUAGUGCCGCUGUCCAAGUUCAUACAACACACAAGCGCGUUUUUUCGUCAUUGCAUAUGUUAUUUUUCGAUUGUAUCGCGAGAAAUGUUGCUGCCGCCGUGUAAGAUGCGUAUCGUGACCGUAAUGGCGUUGUGGUGUGCCGUAUUGUCGGCGUUGGUGUCCGUUACAGCAGCUUUCGACGGUUGUCCGUCCGUGUGCUCGUGCAAGUGGAAAGGUGGACGCCGGACCGCUGAAUGCGCCGAUCGGGCUCUGAUAACCGUACCCACCGGGGUCGACCCCGAUACCCUGGUGCUCGACCUCUCUGGUAACAACCUGCAGAUACUUCCUAACGAGACAUUCGCCCGAGCGGGUCUGCAAAACUUGCAGAGAGUGUAUUUACGCAACUGCCGCAUAGGGCAAAUCGACGAAUCGGCGUUUUUCGGGCUUACCAACUUGAUUGAAUUGGACUUGUCCAACAAUCUGCUUACACAAGUGCCGUCUUUCGUAUUCCGCGACAUCCCUCACUUGCGCAACCUGUCGGUCGCAUGGAAUCCCAUUCAGAAAAUCGAAAAUCACGCCUUCUCUGACGUUAUUGAAAUCAUCAAAGUAGACGCGUCACAUUGCGGUUUGCAGUCUAUAAGUUCCCGUGCUUUCGACGGAAUCGCUCGUCUAGAAACCUUGAAGAUAAACGACAAUAAGCUCUCCGAGUUGCCGGCAGCCGUCCUCGAGACGCUCAAUAAACUCCGGAGCAUAGAACUUCACGAUAACCCGUGGGUGUGCGACUGUUACUUGAGACCCAUGAAGUUGUGGCUCUCUACAAACACGGUGCCGUACGGUCAGCCACCCGUGUGCAUUGGUGGACCCGAAAGAUUGUCCGGCAAGCCCAUGAUGGACCUCGACGUGGAGGACUUUGAUUGCCGACCGGACGUUCGCGUGGAAUCGCGGUACGUUGACGUGGCCGAAGGCGCUAAUGUCUCCGUACGGUGUCGCGUCGAGCCCGGGUCGAUGGCUCACAUCGCCUGGUAUUUCAACGGACGUCGUCUGCAGGCCGCUGGAGUUCCUAUAGGCUAUCCGUCGAUUCCCGUUAAUCCGCGAAUGAUUUUUGUCGAUACCACCGACGAGAUCGGCGGUCGUCGUAGCGAAAUGACUCUCGUGGACGUGCACAAAGAUGACGCCGGUCAAUAUUCGUGUUUGGCCGAAAACAGAGCUGGUAAUUCGGAGGCCAACUUUACUGUAUACGUAACUGAGCGACCGUCGGUGAUCAUGUCUACGUUUGGAACAGGACCUAUUAAUGGGAUUGCCGCUGCACUAGCCGCUCUUAUACUAUUCAUAUUGGUGCUUAUCGCUCUUACUGUAAUACGCAUCCGUCGGUCCGGUUACCCGUCUGAUACAAAACCUACAGCGACCGUCAAUAACCAUCAACAUAAACCGAGCAGUAUGAUCAGCGGCGGUAAGUCGAAUCCCGCACUGGACAUAUCUUCUGUUAUUGAGCAUAACUACGACCCCGAUCUGGAAACACGGCCGUCGGUCAUCACCCCCAAUGGGACUUACCACGUCACCGGACUAGACCUUAUACACGAUCACGACGCGUCCAGAUUAGAGAUGUGCGAUUCACCGCUAUCGGCUAAGCCACCAUCGUAUUACAGCGGCAGUAAUCGAACCAUGACGACGGGUACGCUGCGGCCUUACGAUGACCGGACGCCAAUAAUCGGCGGCGGCGGUGGUGGUUGCGGGGACGCUUACAGCGUAGGUACGGGAUCUGACGAAGUGUUCUCGUACAACAGCGGACAACAGCCCUAUCCUCUGAUGCAGUCGCCCGUGAUGUCCAACGUCAACAGCGAGUAUCCAGCCGACUAUGGAUUACCAAUCAUUCCACCAUUACCUCAACACCAUCAAAUGCACCCCGAAGAUGUACACAAUUAUCACCAAUCUCACCAACCUCAACAGCAACAACCGCCAGUGAAGACUCUACGAGUGUGGCAAAGAGGAGUGCCUGUGCUGCCGACAACGCCAUCCCUUCAACGGUUUACCAACAGGACAUCACCCACAACGCCCGGGACAGACGUGUAAAUGCAACGAUGCCGUACCAAAUGAUUUUUCUCUGAAUGGUUUUUAAUGACGGGGGCGGGACAGUCGAAUAUUUUUUUUUUACAUUUCACUUCUUUUAUACAUAUUUAUAUGAAUGGUGUAUUCUUCUGUAAUGCGCGUUUACUUUUUUUUUUGUUAAUUAAACAACGAACGUGUGUCGCCGCCCGCGUUUUCAUAGGUACCUUUUAUUAUAUACUUUUUUAUUUCGUUAAAAGUUUUACACGAGGGAGUCGAGCGACGCGGAUUUGUUUUCGCAAAGACUUUCUUGUUGUUUUUUUUUUUAAGGGAAGGUCAUUGGUCGUCCAAAGAACCGAAUUCAAUUUUGUAGGGUUUGUUUUUUCCCUAGCGGCCGUGAGAUCUCAUUCGUUACGGAGAUGCGCGUUAUGCCGAAUGUUCCUAUGUAUUUAGGUAUUACUUAUUGUACUAUACGGUUUUAUUGUAUAAAUAUUUUUUACUUCAAAACAUGGCUGUGAUGAUUUGUGUUUUUUUUUCGUUAGAAUAGAAAAAAAUUCGUAUAUUGUAAUAUAUGUUAUUAUUUUUAUUGUAUAGAAAGUGUAAAAAUAUAUGUGUAAUUAUAAAUAUCAUCACGAAAUACCAAAUCAAACUUUUUUUUGUAUGUUAAGAAAUGGAGUAAAGAAACAGUAUUUUGUUGUUGAUCGUCGAUUUAUGCUUUUAAAUGGCCUUGUAUUUUCAUAUUUGUAUCUCAUGUUCUACUAUUUUCUAUCAUUCUUAAUGUAUUUGUGCUAAAACAAUAUCACAGUGACUUUUUGUUGUCCGUAAUAAUAAGAUAUGGUAAUAUCAAAAAUAUAUAAAAUUUGUAUAGUAUUUAUUAAGCCGAUUAUUUAUACGCAAAAAUUACUUGUACAGAUAUUAAUUAAAAAACAAUAAUGAAAUUUCAA
Molecule: messenger RNA, 3124 nt
Organism: Daktulosphaira vitifoliae (grape phylloxera)
Lineage: Eukaryota; Metazoa; Arthropoda; Insecta; Hemiptera; Phylloxeridae
Product: leucine-rich repeat-containing protein 4C-like
Exons: 1
Coding region: 243-2207 (654 amino acids)
Molecular function (GO): protein binding
Source: RefSeq, a predicted model, not a curated record